Messenger RNA from Miscanthus lutarioriparius, 1020 nucleotides. Lineage: Eukaryota; Viridiplantae; Streptophyta; Magnoliopsida; Poales; Poaceae. The record is from the annotation of a GenBank genome assembly.
AUGUUCCCAUCGCUGGUGCGCGCGGGUAGCGCCCCUUUCUGCCGCGUCGUCUCCACGUUCUCCUCGACCCGGGCCGUAUUGCCUCGCGUCCCGUACGCCAUCAGUAGCGGCGGUAACCUCAACCUCCCGUUGUACGCUCACCCCUCGCCGUCCCACGACGGCUCGAGCGGUCCGGCUGGUGGAGCCCGGCGAGGAAUGGGCUUCUGCGCCCGCGCGGUGGACGUCGGGGACGAGGCAGCCUCCAGCUCCGCCGCCUCGGGCUCGGACCUCUUCGCACCUUACCUCCCCGUCCGCAUUCGAUGCCGCAGGCACGACGUGGAAGCACUCUCCGAGGCGCUCUUGUGCUUCGGUGCUAGCUCCGUGACCGUGGAUGACAUUGCCGAUGCUGAAAAUCUCGAUGAAAUCUCCAUAGCGUCCUUAUAUGCCGAUGGGGAAGACGUGGACACCAGCGUAUCAAGUGCCGCAAGCUCAGCUGGUUUGCACUACAGCCCAGUGUAUGAAACCUCUGUUGGGAAGCAGUGCGAUUGGGUGGCAAAUGUGCAGGAUCCAGAGGCCACAAACAUAAUCAUCGAUCCAGGUUUGGCUUUUGGGAUGGGGGAGCACCCGAUAACUAAGCUGUGCCUUCUAUUUCUACAAGAAGUUAUUAAAGGCGGUGAACGUGUCUUGGAUUAUGGAACAGGCACAGGAGUAUUGGGGAUUGCAGCUUUGAAGCCUUCAUGCUUUCCGAGUGCCAUCAACAAAUCAGAAGACCACCACUCAACCAAUAACCUUGACUUGAAGUUCUCAAGAGGAACUUAUGAUGUAGUUGCAGCAAAUAUCCUUCUAAAUCCCUUACUGGAGCUGGUUGAGGACAUAGUUGGUUAUGCAAAACCUGGUGGAAUAAUUGCUGUUUCUGGAAUAUUGGAGGAACAGGUGCCAAAAAUCAAAGAAGUUUACUCAAGGUAUUUGGACAGAAUAUUGGUAUCCGAAAUGGAUGGGUGGACCUGUCUUCAGGGAACCAGGAGAGCGCAGAGGAAUUAA